Rhizoctonia solani is the source of this 900-nucleotide messenger RNA. Its product is annotated as Enoyl-(Acyl carrier protein) reductase. The record is from RefSeq and is a predicted model, not a curated record. The transcript is spliced from 8 exons. The coding region runs from base 1 to 900 and encodes 299 amino acids. Lineage: Eukaryota; Fungi; Basidiomycota; Agaricomycetes; Cantharellales; Ceratobasidiaceae. Gene Ontology annotation, molecular function: oxidoreductase activity.
AUGAGCCACUUUCUUGCAAAAACUGUGUACGAUGUCUCAGGCCGCAUUGCGCUUGUAACUGGUGGUGGGACAGGAAUUGGGCUCAUGAUAACACAAGCAUUAGCUGCAAAUGGUGCAAAGGUAUACAUUGGUAGCCGCAGGAACGAGGUCAUCGAGAAAGCGGCAGAUGAGCAUGGGAAUAAAUUGCAAGGAGAAGUCAUACCAAUUGAAUUGGACGUAACAGAUAAAGGAAGCAUAAAAAAGGCCGUUGAAAUUAUCCAGAAAAAUGAUGGAAAGUUAGAUUUACUCUUUAAUAACGCUGGUCGUAGCGGACCCAAAUCUCCAUUCUUUCUCGAUGAAUCAGCGCCUGAGAAUAAAGACCCGCAUACGCUCGGAAGCUCUAUGUUCGAUGCUGAAGAAUUCGAGGAAUGGAGCCAGCUGUACACUAUCAAUGCCUCUUCGAUAUUCUUUGUUACAACUGCUUUCCUUGGGCUAUUGCACAAAGCGUCUGAGGAACGGGGCGCAUGGAGUGCCGGAAUCAUCAACACUAGCAGUAUUUCCGGUCAGAUGAAGAGGUCCCAAAACCACUUUGCAUACAAUUCAGCCAAGGCCGCCAGCAUUCAUCUUACCAAAAUGUUCUCUACAGAACUUGCAAUCAAAGGAAUCCCUGUUAGAGUAAACUCCAUAUCGCCAGGAAUGUUUCCUAGUGAGAUGACUGGCCAUCAAGGACAGUAUAUGAGCGGAGAAAAAGCCGAUUCAAUUGGCAAGGGUAUCACUGGCGUGCCAAUGAAACGUGGUGGAUCGGAAACGGACAUAGCUGGAGUUGCGCUUUUCCUGGCCUCACCUGCAUCGUACUACAUAACCGGUCAGAUCGUAACCGUCGAUGGUGGGUACAUUGCCACCAACCCUGCGACGUCGUAG